AUAAAUAAGAACAUGAUAACACAAGAAAAUCACAAAAUCAAAUUAAACAAGAGGAAAAAAAACCCCUAAAAGAUGAUGAGUUUCGGACAAGGCUUGUUGCAUGUAAUACUCGUUUUAACGUUGUACGUUCAUGCAUGCACGUCGAUGGAUUGCCAAUUAAACCCUUUGGAUUCAAACGGAGUGGCACUGACCAUAGCUGUCGGACACGAAGGGAAGUUCUCCAAUAUUCAACAAGCCAUCGACUCCAUCCCUUCGGGCAACGACAAAUGGAUUCGCAUUUACAUCACUUACGGCUCUUACAAGGAGAAAAUUAAAAUACCAAAGGAUAAAGGAUGCUUAUAUAUGGAAGGAGAAAGUCAAGGGAAUACACAGACAACAAUAUCGUGGGGAGACCAUGACUCCACUGAUCAAAGCUCUACUUUCACUGCCGUUCCCGACAAUAUUGUCCUAAAGAACCUUCGCGUCGAGAAUACGUACGGCUUAUAUUCAAAAGAGCCAUUAAAACAAGCUGUAGCAGUGAGAUUGCUUGGAGACAAAUACGCAAUAGUCAACUGUUCGUUCAUAGGGUUGCAAGACACCCUUUGGGAUGGCUCUGGGAGGCACUACUUCAAGGGCUCUUACAUUUCCGGUGUCGUCGAUUUCAUAUGGGGUUCCGGUCAGUCCAUAUACGAGGAUUGCACGCUGAACGUGGAUCUGAAAUCGUCAUAUCCGCCGAGAACGGAGGGGGUCAUAGUGGCACAAGGGCGAGAAUCGGAGAGCGAAGGAGACGGGUUCGUGUUCAAAUGGUGCAAAAUAACGGGCGGCCCGACGAUGCUGGGGAGAGGAUACAGACCCUAUUCUCGAGUCAUUUUCUACCAAUGCCAUUUCCCUAACACCAUCCUUCCUCAAGGCUGGGACGCUUGGACCGGCCAAGGAAAUGAGCAUAAAUUGACGUUCGUGGAAGCGGAUAACAACGGGCCGGGAGCGGACUUGUCAAAGAGAGUGCCGUGGCUGAAGAAAAUGAGUGCGGAGGAACUCUCCAAGUUCACCGAUCUUUCCUACAUCAAUUCUGAUGGUUGGAUGGCUAAAUUACCUCCCAAUUACCUCAAGUGGUAACUCCUUUUUUACGGUGGGGAUUUGUAACAGUUAUUGGCCUUUUUACAUUCGUACUUUCCAGAUCUAAGAUCUCGAAUAGUGGGUAGAAAAAUCCCAUAAAUACUGUGAAAAAACUAGUUCAUGUACCGUUUGCUUGACAAAUAAACUCUUGAAU
Tarenaya hassleriana is the source of this 1249-nucleotide messenger RNA. Its product is annotated as probable pectinesterase 66. Gene Ontology annotation, molecular function: pectinesterase activity. NCBI's taxonomy places the organism in Eukaryota, Viridiplantae, Streptophyta, Magnoliopsida, Brassicales, Cleomaceae. The record is from RefSeq and is a predicted model, not a curated record. Gene Ontology annotation, biological process: cell wall modification. The coding region runs from base 73 to 1095 and encodes 340 amino acids. The transcript has 5 exons.